AUGAAUAAUAUAUGCUUCAAUGUGUAGUCACCUUCGAUUUCAAUAUCAAAUUACUAAUCGAACUACCAUGAGUAGAAUACGCCAUCCGAAAAGAGCUAGUAUUAUUAUCAACAGCAUCAAUAAUUGAAUUCUGGUCCUCAUCAUCACAGGUUUCAAACAAACAUAAAUGACUACAAUUCACCCAUAUUAAUCACGAACUCAGCUGGAAGAUCGUGCUCAAAUACAAAUAAAAGAGUGCAUUUCGAGUCAGACAUUAAUCAUUUACAAUCAGCUUAGCAAAGUGUCCCAGAUGAUGGAAGCAACGAAGAUCAUUAAUUUUAGGGUAUUCAAGAUGAUGUCAAUGAGUUUCGCUCUUCUCAUACAGAAACUAAUUCAUUAAGUCAAUCUAGUCAUAAUAGUCAAACUAUGAAUCAAUAUUAGCACUAGAAUCAAAUAAUGAUCACAGGGCUCACUAAAACAAAGAGUUAUAACAAUUGGAAGAAGGAAAAUAUUGUGGAUAGUAUGAUGCUUAAAGAAAAUUCAGCUGUAUUUAACUUAGUUAUUGGUUAAAAAUUGCCAGAGGAAUUUGCACACUGCCAAUCUCCAUCGCUUGAGAUCUCACCUAAAAAUCUAUAUUAAUAAUACUAUGAGAUAGGAAAUAAUUAAUCAUCUAACGGAGUGUUCAUUAAUCAAGCUAACAUUUCAAGCAUCUAGAAGCCUCCCCACCCUCCGGGUCAUCAGAAGAAAAUUUCAACUUACAUUUAGGAGUUUGAUGUGAAUGACCAUAAUCAGAAUUUAAGAAAAAGAAAGCUUUCUUAGUUCUAGAAUCUCUCCUAGAUAUCCAAUAUGUUUCCAUCUCCUUCGAACAAUAACAAUAACAAUAAAAACUCAUUGAUUUCAAAGGAUGUAAACAAUGAAAAUAAUAUCUUAAAGCAAUAAGUCAUGAUCUUGACCUCUUUGAUUGAGAAAAUGAGUGAUAAUUAGAACGCCAAGCUCAUGCAAAUGGAAAAUAACUUUAAGCAUAUGCAAGACAAUCUUUAAGAUGAAAUAGAGAAGAUGAGAUAUAAAAUAACCAAGUAAUCAUCUGUUGAUGGAGGCAUUGGUACAGUUACAUCUUCUUAAUCUUGUAUCUAGUGCUCUCGUGGUUCAAGCCAAGGGAAAAGUCCGAAUAACCUAAUGAUGACUCCACAUAAUUAAAACCUUAAUAGUAAAUCUAUCCCAGUUAGCAUAAAUAAAUUCUAGUAAAUGUCAGCUAACGUUAACAACACUUCAAACAAUUAAAAUGGAUAUACGACUCAAAGAACUCCCAAUUAAAGUUAACAGCUAUUUGAUCUAAGUCUGUCUCAAUAGUCAAAGUAGACUCCAAUUACCUAAAGCAAGCAAGGCAAAUAAAGAAAAUAAACUCACCUCUAAGAUAUAAGAGAAGAUUAAGAAAACUCAAAUCCCAAUAUAUAAGUUUUGCAAUAGCCUUAGAGUAUUCAUUAAGAUCAUAUACAAAUUCAAAUCCUUGAAGAACAUGAAAUGAAGCAAUACUUAUAAAAAGGAAAAAAGAAAAAGAAGAAGAAAGGGAGCAGGAAGUCUCAUGGGGAAUCACUUGCUCACUCAAAUUAAAUAAUGCUUGAGUCAAAGUAGAAUUAUUAUGGCUUGCAGACAGUCGAUAGUAUUGAUAAUAAUUUGAUAGGAACUGAGAUCGAGGAGCAAAGAAUACAAUUCUUUACUGAGGAGGAAGUAGACGAUUCUAAGAUUGACAAGAUUUUUUAGACAGAAGAGAAUUAAUAAAAGGAAGAGACAUAUGAAAUGAAAAUGCAAAUAAAAAAUAAGAUAAAAAAUGAUGGUUUAGUAGAGAAGCUAGAGCGGAAUGGAUAAGAGCAUAAUAAAGAGAAGAAUUCGUCUUGUAAAUGUAGUAUAUUUUGA
Molecule: messenger RNA, 1893 nt
Organism: Stylonychia lemnae
Lineage: Eukaryota; Ciliophora; Spirotrichea; Sporadotrichida; Oxytrichidae
Source: the annotation of a GenBank genome assembly